GAUAAGUUACCUACAGUAUUAUCUUAGUCUCCUUGCAUCUUCGUAUUGCAACAGGGGGCUGCUCAUGACAAUUUCUUUUUCUUCUGUUUUGCGAGCCCUAUUGAGUCCCCGAUUGGUUGCGCAUGCCCCUGUUCAGAAAAAAAAAAAAAAAGGGACAGCACAUUCCAGACCGACAGCAGAUACUAUCUAUGUUCAAAAGGUACUACAGAAGAUAGAUACCUUACCUUACCGACUUCACCAAGCUUACCCUGUCAGCUAUAAGCUGAUCAAAACCCGCCCGCCCACUUCGUUCAUUUCUCCGCUCGCCAGGCGCCCGGCCAUCCACUCUACCACCACUCUUCCUACCCGCCAGCCUCAGACCGACGAUUGAUUCACCAUGGCUGUCACUCAGAACAUUGUCGCUGCUUCGCAGAAGCACCCGAUCGUGCCCCUCCCCGAGGGCAAGCAGUACACCUAUGGAACUGCAGGUUUCCGUAUGAAGGCCGACCUGCUCGAGGGAAUCACCUUUCGCGUCGGACUUCUCGCAGCCCUGCGGAGUCGCAAGCUCAAUGGCCAAGCCAUUGGUGUGAUGAUCACAGCCAGUCACAACCCCGCCGCCGACAAUGGUGUCAAGGUUGUGGACCCCAUGGGUGAGAUGCUCGAGCAGGACUGGGAGACCCACGCCACUGUCCUGGUCAACGCUUCUUCGGACCAAGACCUCGCGACCACGUACGAGCGACUCGCUGCCGACCUCAAGAUCGACCUUUCCACCCCAGCCAAGGUCAUCUACGGCCGCGACACCCGUCCUUCUGGCCACAAGCUGGUUGGAGCCCUCGCGGAUGCGCUCGAGUCUGUCGGCGCCGAGCAUGUCGACUACAAGAUCCUCACCACUCCCCAGCUCCACUAUCUGGUUCGCUGCACAAACACAGAGGGCACGCCCAAGUCGUACGGUGAAGUGAGCGAGGUCGGCUACUACCAGAAGCUUGCCGAGGCCUUCAUCAGGGCCUUGAACAAGAAGCCGAUAAAAGAGCCCCUCCAGGUUGAUUGCGCCAACGGCGUAGGCGGGCCUAAGCUGUCCGAGUUCCUGAAGCAUCUGAGAAAGCUGGAGCAGGAACAGGGUCUGGAGAAGCUCAUCGAUGUCAAGGUAGUCAACGACGACGUUCUCCGGCCCGAGCUGCUGAACCUUGAUUCAGGUGCCGACUUUGUCAAGACCAAGCAACGUGCUCCACCCUCGCCACCGCCUGUUCCAGGUCUGCGUUGCUGCUCACUAGACGGCGAUGCUGACCGCGUCAUCUACUACUGGGAAGACCCAGAUACUGGCUUUGCCAUGCUAGACGGUGAUCGCAUCUCUUCGCUGUGCGCCUCAUUCCUGGUUGACCUCGUUGGCGCAGCCAGGCUUGAGGAUGAGCUGCGCAUCGGUGUGGUACAGACGGCAUACGCCAACGGCGCGAGCACGCAGUACAUCAAGCAACAUCUCAAGCUGCCGGUUGUCUGCACCCCUACCGGUGUGAAGCACCUACACCACGCUGCUUGCAACUUUGAUGUGGGAGUCUACUUUGAAGCCAACGGCCACGGCACCGUCGUCUUCUCAACCGAGGCUAUGCGGUUGUUCCGCGAGACUGAACCUCAGUCCCCUGCCCAGAAAGAUGCCCUCGAGAGGCUUUCGGCCUGUGCCGAUCUCAUCAACCAGACGGUUGGUGAUGCCAUCUCGGACAUGCUGAUGGUCGAGGUUGUGCUCUCCCACAACUCGUGGAGCAUGCGGGAUUGGGCCAUGACCUACACCGACCUGCCCAACAGGCUCGUCAAGGUCGAGGUGAACGACAAGGAUGCCUUCCGCACGACGGACGCGGAGAGGAGGCUUUCGCACCCGGCCGGUGCCCAGGAGGAGAUCGACCAGGUGGUCAAGAAGUACAAGUCGGCAAGGUCGUUUGCCAGAGCGUCGGGGACGGAGAACGUCUGCCGAGUCUACGCCGAAGCUGCAACCAAGACGGAGGCCGAAGAACUGGCCAACCACGUCAAGCGCAUCAUCGCCACGUACGGCGGCUCCAGCAUCUAGGGGACGGCCUUGACCGCCGACGAACGGACCUGGAUGAUGCUCAGUCGGAAUUCUUUCAACAGAGCCGCCCUGCGUCACAAGAACGUGCGGCGCUGGCGCUGAAGGCAUUUUUGAGACUCGAGGCUGCCAGCUAGGGGUAAAGAUCUCAAAAAUAUCAAAGGCGUGAAAAGAAAAUUUUGGUCUGGAAAACCGCAUCGCAUUACAGCGGAACUUUGGGCUGGAUGUUAUGCAUGACACGGAAACAUACUCUAUAGAACUACCUAGUACCAUUUGUAAGGGUUUGGCUAUAGGUAGGUAGGUAAGGUAGUCUUGAUUUUUUGGGGCGGCCGUUUGCAAUGUUAAUAAAAAAAAGUUUUAUCAUUUAAUGAAAUCCGCCAACAGACGGG
Molecule: messenger RNA, 2421 nt
Organism: Pyricularia grisea
Lineage: Eukaryota; Fungi; Ascomycota; Sordariomycetes; Magnaporthales; Pyriculariaceae
Exons: 2
Coding region: 377-2035 (552 amino acids)
Biological process (GO): carbohydrate metabolic process; UDP-N-acetylglucosamine biosynthetic process
Molecular function (GO): phosphoacetylglucosamine mutase activity; magnesium ion binding
Source: RefSeq, a predicted model, not a curated record